GCUGCUAAUAGUCCCCCCUCUCCUCCCUUUUGCACGCAUAGUUCUGUGUCUAUGUGCACACGCACCACACCACCAUGGCUCAUCCAAGCCCUUUCUAUGCUGCUUGUAGCCAGUGAGUCAGCCAGCCAGUGGGAGAAGGCUGGUGUUUUUGGUUAUUCCAUUUUUUAGUUGAGAAUGUCACACACUUGUCUAGUCUGGUGGUUUUGGAUAUUUGGUGGCAUUGUAUAUUUUGGGUGAACAAUGUUUUUUGCCUUUCAUUUCAAGCUGCUGCAAACUGGAGUCAUAAUGGCGUGUGGACAAGAGAGAAGUGUGUGUGUGUGUGUGUGUGAGUAAAGGAAAAACAGAAAAUGUGUAAGUGUCUUGAGUGAGCGAGAGCCAUGUAUCCAUCGCUCAGCCCUUGCUUUCCUUUGCUCAUGCGCUGAGAUAUUGAUGCCAUUUCCACCUGUGCCCACAACCUUUACCAUGCCCACCCCUCCUAUGCUCUAUCUGUCUGUUGUACCCAUGUGGUCUCUCCCUGGCCUCUCACGGUGUCUCUCUGCUCUGCCCGCGGUCUCCUUCGUACACUCUGCUGUCUGUGCGACUCAGUCUGAUUUCAUGCACGCCCUGGCCCACUGCAUGCUGGAGCCAGAGGAGCUGGAGCUCUCCACAGUGGUAGUACACCUGCAGCAGUCCUCCUUACUGUAGAUGUCCCUGCCUCCCUAGAGAUCUGGAACCUUCUAGUUGAUCUUUUUUCUGACUUGUCACUCUAGUUAGGCCUACCCAUGUAGAAUUAGCUACUUCCCAAUUAAAGAUUAGUGUGUUGUUUUUAUGGUAGUUACACUUGAAUAAUUGAAGAUUUGUAUAUUCAGAUUGCAGGAUGGGUUAUUUUAUUUGCUACUACUGUGGCCAAGUUGUGAUUAGACUGGGAGGCCUAUGGAUUGAGAUCCAUUUAGUAUCUCUUAUCACAAAUUCAUUCUGUAGGCCUUGUAUUUGGUUGAUGGUUGGAGUUUAGUUUGAUUAAUCAUUAAGUAAAUGUGGUUCAGGCUGUUCAGCUAGUCCUGGCCAGUAGACUAGAGCAUUGAUGAAUACAAUAGGCUAGUUCAGUUUAUUUUUUAUUUUCUACACCACACAGUUAGCCAGCAGAAGUGGGCCAGUGAUUCCCAUGUGACCCUCUUCUGUAUGCUAGUGGCCUGGUUUGACUGUGGGGACCGUGACACCGCAUUCACAGAGAGGUACGGUACCGCAGGGAGCACACGUCAGGGCGCCAGUUGCCCUUCUUCCCCCUACUGGAGGACCUGAUGAGGGAUGUGUGUGAUGGAGCCGCGCUCCUCACCGUGGUCCACUACUACUGCCCCAACCUCAUGAAGCUUGACGAUAUAUGCCUGAAGGAGGUGACGUCCAUAGCUGACAGUCUGUAUAACAUCCAGCUGCUCAAGGAGUUUGCCAACGAGUAUCUCAACAAGAGCUUUUACCUAACAAUAGAAGAUAUGCUCUACUCUCCACUGGUGCUCAAGCACAAUGUGAUGGUGUUCAUUGCGGAGUUCUUCUGGUGGUUUGAGACGGUCAAGCCAGAGUUUGUCCAACCCAGGACUGAGGAGUUCAAAGAUGCCCGAUCCAUGGCUCAGCCGAAGAGUGCCCGCCCCUCAGUGCCCAUCUCCAAUGCCACCAAGCGUAGCUUCCAGGUGACCCCUGGCAUCACCGAGGCCUCUCUGUCUGUCUCUGCCCAGAGCAGCCCUGAUGUCUCCAACAGGUACUUCCUGCACCCUGCUGAAGACUCUGACCCUCUUACUAAAGGAGGUCCUGCUGCAGCCUUCAGCACCUCCCACCCACUCCUCCCUCUGAGGCAGAGACAACAGAAGCAGCAACAGGGAGAGGAUGGAUCAGGAAUUAGAAACCGCUCCAACUCCUUGGAGAACAGACAGCCACGAGGUUCAGUGCAGGCCUGGCCUGACAAGAGACAGAGGCCAAUGUCAACGCUCAACCCGUACACGUUUGGUAUCUCAGCCACUGACAGCGACGCUGAUAUAGCCUCUGGGGACAGUGUGAGUCUGGCCCGCUCCAUCAGUAAAGACAGCCUGGCCUCUAAUGUAGCCAACCUCACCCCCAAACACCAGGGUCUCACCCCCCAGGGCCACACCCUGAUCGGACCCGCCCAGGUAGGCCGCGCCCCAGUCAGCCCUGCACCCCGCCGAGUCAACGGCCACGGCCUGCUGGGAAACGUCAACAUGGAGGAGGAGGAGGAGGAGAAACUUGUGUCGGUGAUGAGGACUGAAGCGUCAACAGCUCUCCCCAGUCAGGGCGAGGCGACGCAGCCAACUGCUGGGGCCAGGCCCAAGGAUAGCUUUUACUUAGAACCACUGAUGCCUGCUGUGUUGAAAUCGGCAAAAGAGAAGUCUGUAUGCCUGAAUAAGGAGGAGGAGAGUGGGGAGGUGGGGCGAUCGUGGGGAGCGGGGUCCAUCCGGAGAGUAGAGGGGGUGCCUGGACUCGCGGCGUCGGCCAGGAGAAAAAUCCCCACCAGCCUAAAUCGGACCUCUACUCCCACUUCUAGUGGGGAGUUUGCCGUGUCUGCUGAAGCUUCAUUGGCUGGGCCACCCCAGGGACAAGGAGCCUGUAAAAACCUGGUCACCAGUAGUGUGGACCCCUCCUCCAGAGAGCCACCUGGGGGCUUCUACCUCCACUCUGACAGUGACAACCAGAAUCCUGGUCAGGACCUGGAGCCAGACCUGGACGAGGCUGAUGAGGAGGACCUGGAUGAAGCUCUCACCACCAAGGACCCAACCAGGCCUAGGAAGGCCUUCGAUGAGGAAGAAGAGUCAGCCAAGCUGCAGGAGGACCUGAAGGAGAAAGAGGACAGGGAUAAAGGGGAUGAUGGUGGUAGUGGACGCUCCAGCCCCUGUCUCAGCACCCACUCCCAGGCCAGCAGCCUGGCCAGCGGCAGUAUACGCAUGACCAGCUUCGCUGAACGCAAGGCCCAGCAGCGCUUUGGCAGCAACCAUGACCUGCGACCCAGUGCGUCCAGCUCCCAAAGGACCACCCCAGACGGCUCCGAGUGCAGCGGGCCCCUCUCUCUGCCCACCUCCUGGAGGCUGAAGAGGGACCAGAGCCCCUCCUCGCCCCAGGGGGGGCGGGGGGACGGUGGCACCAACUUGUUGGCUUCUGAGCUGGUACAGCUCCACAUGCAGCUGGAGGAGAAGAGGAAGGCCAUCGAGCACCAGAAGAAGAAGAUGGAGGUGCUGUCAGCCAGACAUAGACAGAAGCUGGGCAAGGCUGCCUUUCUGCACAUCGUCAAGAAGGGCAAGAGCGACACCCUGCCCCACCCGCUCAAACCAGACUACAACUCCAAAGAGGAGCUCAACGGGGACAAAGGGGGGAGCUCGAAAGAUGACUCGUGCCUGGAUGCACUGAGAGUGGCCAAAGAGACAGGGUCUGCCACCUCGCCAGUCCCAGAUGCCUUAGAGAUGGUGGAAAGGAAGUGCAGCGGUAGCACUGGUCUGCUGCUGGACGAAGAACUGGACCUGAACGAAUGUAACCGCUCCAUUGAGAUGCUGAAUGAUGCCAUCGGCAGCAUCCAGCAGCAGAUGAUGCAGCUGUCCCUCCAGCAGGACCUGCUGAUGAAACAGAAUGUACAGUCCCCUCCUGGCCCCCCUCCUCCCAACGACAAGACCAGCGGCUCUGAACCAAAAGCCCAAUCUGCCGCCCACUUUGUGGAGAUGGGCAGCGGCGCACCAACCACCGGUACCGCACCAACCAGGAAACCCCCCAAGCUGACCUCGGCCAGAGGCCCAAGGUCGAAGCCCUCUGAGCUGAAGCUGGUCAAGGAGCACGGGAGGCAGGGCCUUACCUCCAGCAGGGCAAUCACCCCCACCCACAGCCUGGAGACCCUGCCCCACUUGAGGCAGUUCCCCGGGGGCAGGUCCCCCAGGGCAGACCCCCCUGACACCAGAACCCCCUCUGUUGGUGGAGAGACAAUUAGUGUGCAGGACAAGCCUGGACGGAGCGCCACCUUUAGGCUCAACGAUGAGGCUAACCUGCGCACAAUGGCCCGUAUCGACCCGGUAAAUGUCACCCCAGAAGUGUCCUUUGAGUGCCUGUCCAGUACCUUGAGGGAGGGGGAGCUGAAUUCCUCGGACGGCUCGGGGAAGGAGAACGUCCCCUUGGAGGAAGUGUCAUGGAGCAAAGCCCCCCUGAUAGAGGUGGACCUGUCAGACCUGAAGGACCCAGAGGAGAUGGAGGGAGACUGUGGUCAAAACAGCACCAUGGAUGGAGAAGACGGAGAACAGAAGUCUGGCCUGGGAUUCUUCUUCAAGGAUGAACAGAAGGCGGAGGAUGAGCUGGCUAAGAAGAGGGCAGCGUUCCUCGUAAGGCAGCAGAAGAAGGCUGAGGAUGCCCGGUUACGCAAACUACAGCUGGAGUCAGAGACUGAACAGAAGCGGGAAGAGUCCAGGCGGAAGGCGGAGGAGGACCGGAUGAGGAAGGAGGAGGAGAAGGCCCGUAGGGAGCUGAUCAAGGAGCAGUACCUGAGGAGGAAGCAGCAGGAGCUGAUGGAGGAGCAGGGCCUUGGCAGCCCAGCCAAGCCCAAGACCCCCAAGACCAAGCCUAAGAAACCCAGUCACCAGACUCACAGACCCAAGUCUGCGUUCAGCAGAGAGGAGUCAUCCAGCGACACCUUCUCUUCCAAGUGCUCUUCAUCUACACCUGACAACCUGAGCAGUGCCCAGUCAGGCUCCAGUCUGUCCCUGGCCUCUGCUGCCACCACUGAGGCAGACAGCGUUAACUCUGGAGGAGCAGGAUCCCAACGUGGUGAGUCUGAGUCUUUCCCAGGCCUGAGUCGAAACGCCAGUCGAAACACUGAGAGAGACUGGGACAACGGCUCCACUGCAUCUUCAAUCAACUCCAUGGCAGAAUACACUGGUCCCAAGCUGUUCAAGGAGCCCAGUUCCAAGUCCAAUAAGCCCAUCAUCUUCAACGCUAUCUCUCACUGCUGCCUGGCUGGCAAGGUCAAUGAACCCCAGAAGAACACCCUCCUAGAGGAGCUGGAGAAGGUUGAGGCUCACCACCUGAUGAUCCUGUUCAGGGACGGGGGCUGCCAGUUCCGGGGAGUCUACUCCUUCUUCCCAGACACGGAGGAGAUCCUCAAGCUGACUGGCACGGGCCCCAAGAGCAUCAGCAAGAAGAUGAUUGACAAGCUCUACAAGUACAGCUCGGACCGCAAGCAGUUCACCGUCAUCCCCGCCAAGACUGUGUCGGUCAGCAUAGACGCCAUCACCAUCCACAACCACCUGUGGCAGGCCAAGAGAACCACUGUGCCAAAGAAGAGUGGGAAAUAAUCUGUGGAGGCCCUUGGAACUCUGGGGUUCCAUUCCACUCCAUGGUUGUCCUAGGUUCCAUUCCACCCUGCUCUCCUGGAUAAACUGCAUUGAUGUCCACUGCCAAUAAACUCCCUCUAUCAAGCUGAAGGAGAGGCCACAUGUAUGGGCAGACACGUGGCCCCUUCAGUUCACACUAAUGUGGGGGCAUGGAUGGAUGUAUGCAUCUGUGCUGGUGGCCUGCGAGUGGGAUUGUCAUCUGCAUGAACCAAUAUGGAGGGUCCUCUUUGUCUGGAUCUCAAUGUAUUCUGUUCAGGGUGUCCAUCGAUCAAUUAAUUCGGUUCUGUUUUUCUAAAGACUCUUAAGAGAAGCAUGUGGCAUUUUUUUCAUGGGGUGGGUUUCUUUUUACUUGAAGUAUUUAUUGGUUUGGCACUGAAUGGUUGAGCUCAGCUGCAGUAGUCCAUACAACACUACCCCCCCCCCUCUCUUAUUGGACUGGUUAUGACCCUACGAACACCCCUCUCGCUCUUGUUGGAGGGGAUGGGUUGUUCAUAAUCUCUCUACUGCAAAAUCUGACCUGAAAGGACCUUAUGUCCCUUCAGGUCUUAAAAGGACCGUUCUGCUGCAACAAAACAAUCUGCAGUCGAACAAACUGGACCUUAUCUACCAGACAAGCAUCGCCAACCUUGCCUCUCCAGUUAUCUUUCUGUCCAAUGUGCUGCUUUGAUCUCCUGUUUGUUACCUGGGCUCCUCCCAGACCAUCUGCUGGCCUUCUUCAUGCGUCAUAGUGGUACUGUCAACUGUCUAUUUAUUCAAACUUCAACCGAUUUUUAAAUGCAUAUCAGCCUGUUGUAGCACUGUCUAUCUGGUGUGUAGAAUUAUGAUGGACGUUUUUAAACUACUCGUCUACUCGCCUUUUAACCCUCUAAAACGAGGGUGUGAAGACGAGGAAUAAUAGGCUUUGGUACUGUAGAAAAAUGUCAAGAUGCUUAUUUUUUUUGUUUUUGUGUUAUUUUGUUUUAUAUUGAGCAGUGUGGUGGGUUAUACAGCAAUUGAGCUUAUGUUAUGUGUGUUUCAUCAUCCAUGAAUCUGUCUGACGUACGUCAGCUAGUUAGAGCUAGUCGUGUUUCUCUUCACUGGGCACUACUAUGUCCUGUAUAAAGGUGCACUCCACUCACGAUCACGUUUCAAAGGCUUUUAUCAUGCAAUGUACCCCCCCUCCCUUCUAUCCCACGAGUGAUCGGCUACCCACCAGGGGUGGGGUCCAUUUCAAUUCAGGGAGUAAACUAUCAUUUCAAGUCCAUUGGAAUUAAAAUGUUGGCUUCGUUCCUAAAUUAACUGAAUUGACCCCAACCCUGCGACCCACCCAGCUUCCUCCCCCUCCCCUUCUGCAGCCCUUUCCCCAGAGAGCUGCAUGCUCUUAUUCUGAAGAGUGCGUGCGUCCUGCUGGAACCGGUUUGAAUGACAUUAUUUAAUAUAUUCAUAAUGGGUUACUCUGUGGGACUGUGGUCUAUUUUAUUUACCUACCAACCAACAUUAAAGACCAUUCCUGAAAGGUGUCAACAAACACUGCCACCAUUUUCCAUUUUUCUCUGUCCAAGUGCUUAUUAUUAGAUACCAUAUGUUGGCCUCAAGAACAACUAUAAGUGUUGCACGUGCACUUUACUGACUGAGUACAAAAAGUGGAAUUCGACUUUAAACGGACAUUUGAAACGUAUUGCAAACAAACAGAACAUGGUUACGUUUUUUUUAAACAACUCCUGUACACUCCCAACAGAGAAACACUACCCUUCCUGAACUAAAACAAAGCACUAAGAUAUAACACUGAGCAGUCGAUUUAAGAAGUCCUCGUUUCUUCACUACUACGGCUGUCUCCAAAAAUACGUAGAAUACUUGAUUAUAAUUUGCUGCAUUUGGUUUAUUUUUUUAAUAGAUCUUUUCAAUGUUAGUGUUUUUAUGUUUACUAAAAGAUUGUAUAGGCAUUGAUGACCAUUUGUUACUGUAUGCAAUUUCCAUGCCUGUUCAUUUUACUAUUUCUUUCAGAUCAUACCAUCUAUUUAUUUUAAACGAACGCACUGAAACAGAAUAAAAUUUUCAAGUUAAUAAAACACAUUUUCAUAUUUUUUUGUUCACAUUGUUUAGAAUACAUUUGACUUAAAAUACAUGUUUCAGCCUACAUCACCAGCAGUUCAAUGUAUAGUUUGGCAUUCACGUGCAUGUUUCACGACUAUUCAGACACCUACAAUACAUAUUUGCAUAUUUACAUAUAUUUUUGCAUGCCCUGUUUUCACUCCCGCACCAGUUACCUAGGGUUAUUGAUGGCAUCUUUCACUUAAAUGGAAUAUCAAGUAGAUCUAAAGUUGUUUUUUUUUUUACCGGUGCUGAGCCAAAAAUACUAAUAAGUGAAGUUAAACCCAGAUCACAAGUAACCUACAAGGGUGUUAGUGAGAUGUGCUGCUAUCCUCCAAGCCUCCCUGGUGUUAACUGUCUCCCACCACCCAACUGGAACAACGGUGCCCGGCAUGCUUCGCUUGCAGCAGGACUCAUAACCAUGAAGCAAACCAGAUGCCUGGCAUUUGAGGCCACAUUGAAUUCAUCAUGAACGUGUCUGCUGCUUGCCUUUCUGUGAUGAUGCUGUAUGGGGUUCUGGUCUCGGUGCGCUCCAACAUUUGUGCUCAGGAGGUACAGAUUUACAUCUGUCAAGAGAUCCCACAAAGUUACCCUGUUGGCCUGGCCUCUCUGGUGCUCUUUGUAAGUAAUGUUGGAGCAAUCAACCGUACUGUGUUCAGUAGUGACAACCUGGCCUCAGUCACCCGUCUCACCAUCAACAACGCUGGUAUCACCAACAUCUCAUCCAGAGCUCUCUGGUUCUUCUGUGACCUCAAAACCCUCAGCCUGGACCGCAACAACAUCUCCCAGCUCAACCCAGACUGGUUCAGCCAACCAGCCAUCCUCCAAAACCUCACCUUAAUUCAGAACCAUAUUGAGGUUGUAGAGGACUCCAUGCUUAGUGGGUUAACUGGUCUAAUUAGCCUAAACCUGACCAGGAAUAUGAUCCAGAGCAUUGCUCCUGGUAGUUUUAGCACCCAGUCCCAUCUGGCCAGUUUGGACCUGUCUGGUAAUAGGAUCGUAACCAUCAGUCCUGGUAAUGUAGCAUGAUGUACUACAUUACCCAUAAUGCACAGUGUAUGAUAUCCUGUUUUAUCUUAGUAAAGAAGUUCCUGAAGCUGACAAUGGUGUACUGUCUUAUCAAUACAGGUAGUUUCAGUGGACUCACUGGCCUAACUAGUCUCAACUUGGCCAGUAAUAGGAUCAAGAGCAUCAGUCCUGGCUGUUUUAGCGCC
This is a messenger RNA of Oncorhynchus tshawytscha (Chinook salmon), 8629 nucleotides long. Its product is annotated as calmodulin-regulated spectrin-associated protein 1-B-like. Gene Ontology annotation, biological process: negative regulation of microtubule depolymerization; neuron projection development; cytoplasmic microtubule organization. The transcript has 17 exons. Bases 1278 to 5306 code for a protein of 1342 amino acids. Gene Ontology annotation, cellular component: microtubule minus-end. Gene Ontology annotation, molecular function: calmodulin binding; microtubule minus-end binding; spectrin binding. The record is from RefSeq and is a predicted model, not a curated record. Lineage: Eukaryota; Metazoa; Chordata; Actinopteri; Salmoniformes; Salmonidae.